Messenger RNA from Oryzias melastigma (Indian medaka), 4178 nucleotides. RefSeq names its product Usher syndrome 1C binding protein 1 (gene ushbp1). The record is from RefSeq and is a predicted model, not a curated record. NCBI's taxonomy places the organism in Eukaryota, Metazoa, Chordata, Actinopteri, Beloniformes, Adrianichthyidae.
CCUUUAAAUUUGUGUAUACAUUGAAAUAAAUGCAGUAAAUGUGAGUUAUUUCAUCAUUUAAAUUAAAAUUGCUUCUUGUUUUCAUUGGAUGCCUACAGUUCAGAAUAGUUAUGGUGUGUGUGGCAACUGUGGACAAAACAGGAAAAGGCUCAGAGUCAAGAGGAAUGGGUGGGGAUGACUCUCUGACAGUUUCCACUUACUUCAUUCAUCCCACUGAACAGCAAAGCAGACCGAAGAGAGCAGGCUUAAGCUGAGGCAGAGUAACUGACUUACAACAUAUUCGCAGAAAAGUAUAUUUGCAGAAAACAAAAGGACUAAAGAAGAUUUUUGCUUUUCCUUCUAUAAAAAAAUAUUUAAAAAAGGAGUCUGUUGCCAGCCACAAACCAUGGAGGACUCAAGGCGGAUCAGAUGUGACAGCCUGAGUGCUGGCUCAGGGUUUGAUCAGGAGAUGCCAAACCCCUGUGACCGCAAUGCCCUUGAUCCGGGGGGUUCUGAUCCGGUCAUCAGCCUCGAACCCACAGCUGCAGAGGUGGCUCAGUGUGAAGCUGAAGUAGGCACCCUGCUUAGCAUCAUCGCUGAACUCAACAAGACAAUGGGGUCCCUUAAAGCUCCAAGCGAUCCCGGAGAAUUGAGGCCCUCCGUUCCAUCCAGACCUCUGGUUCCAGAUCUACUGUCUCAUCGUCUGGUCAGAUGCAGCUCAGAGAGUAACUCUCCCUCCGUUAUCACCUCUAAACCUCCACUUACUGAUCGAGGGGGCAGUGGCGUUGUCUGGACAAAGCUGCAGGAAGUUUUAACAUCAGUGGAGGACUCCAUCAGCUACAGGAGAACCUGGGCUGCUCCUAUCACAGCCUCUGAUCAAGAGAAGCAAAAGGCUCACCUUAGAGCAGCUCAUGAGAACUGGACUAAAGCCACACAGAUGGUGGAGGAGAUGGAGAAAGAGUUUGGAAUAUCAUGUCCAUUAAGUCUUCCAAAGGAGCAGAAUGCAGAGGACCUGCUGUAUUUGGAAAAAAAGGAGCCCGCUUUGACAUUACAGAGUCAGCAGGAGGAACAGCAGAGCUCCACCAACCCUGCAGAAGAGGAGAAAAACAAGCUUUCAGAUCUCAGAAGGUCCCGGAGGUCCGGGAGUCUCUCUCCUUCCUACUUGCGUACGGCUGGAGGUUUUUGUCCGGAAUGGGCCUCUCCUCCCUACCCCGGUUCACCGUUACUCCACAGAAGAGCUGCGAGAGCCAUGACACCUCUGUCUGUUGGUGGCGAUGGGGCGCCACUGGACUCGGCCAGCACAUGCUCCAGCCCCAUCAGCCCUGAGCCUGAAACCGAGCGACUGAACAGCUGUUUUAUGAGCUUAUAUCCGUCAGGGAGGAGAUGUCUGAUCUGCGAGCUUUAAUCCGCCUUAAGGAGAAAGAACUACGGUGUUUGGAGUGGGGUUUCAUGGGCCAGAAGGCACAGGAAGCAGCCGGAGUUUUCAUCCCCGAGAGUCUCCAAGAAGAAGUGGAGUACCAGAAGACUGAUCAACAGAGGCUCAGUGAGAAUGCUGCAAGAGCUGCUUUUGAAGGGGACAUCACCGGUCCUCUGACCAGACCCAUUCUGAAGGAGCUGCAGGCAGUCCUACAAAGAGAACAAGCCCUAAAGAAGAGACUGGCUCUGGUCCAUGACUCCCUAAACACAGCACUCAAAGACAACCCCUCACACAGGAAGGACAAUGGGGAGCACAUUGCUCGCCUCACACAGGCACACAGCAAAGCACUGAGUUCAUACCGACAGAUUCGCAGGAAGUACCGAGAGCAGGUGUGGAGGCUGGAGCAGAAAGUGGCAGCCAUGAUGGAGAGUCACCACGGCCAGAGCGGAGCAACGAGGGAGGCAGGAGAAGCUCUGGAGUGGAGGAGGGAAGAGACCAUUUUAUGAGAUACCGAUUCAGUCAACAUUGUCAGUUAUCAUUGAUCCCCAUCUAAAUGUUUGUUUAGAAAUCUAAAUUAGAUUUUUAAUAUCCAUUUCAUGUUUUAUAUUCACCCUGUAAAGCCCACUACAUCAAAGAAUUGACUGAACAUUUUAAUUUGGGGGGAAUUACGAUGAUUUAAACUUAAAAAAAACUUUUGCUAAAUAUUUUUUUAUGAGAUAUCAAUAGUGUUAACUAUGAUCCAUUGUGUGAUUUUGCAAAGAUAAUGAAAGGAAUGCUCAGAAAAAGCACAUUUUUUACCCACUAUCUCAAAUUUAAUCCACAUAUUUUUAACAUGAUGUAUCUGUAAUAUAAAGAAUUUCAACAAAUUUAGCAUUUUUUUUCAAUACAUCAAGCAGUCAUUUUAAAAAAUGAAUAACAACAAAUUAGUUAUUUUCCCCAUAAAGUUGGAAAAAAUUGGCUAAGAAUUUUCCCGCCAAAGAGUUUUUUGUUAUUUCAUGGAAGCAGCCAUUUUGAAAUGAGCAGGAAAACCUCUCUUACUGCCCCUAGUGGAAUGAUUAGGAACUACAGUGCAAAAGCAUGGACUAAGUUCCAAACAAUGGGUUUUUAAGGAAAGUUUGGAUCAUGCUAAUGAGAUAAUGGUGCUAGAAUAUGAGUGUAUUAAAUAUGAUACCAGUGAUUGAGGAAAAUAUUUUUUUUAAAUAUAUGACGCUAGUUUAUUUUUUUCCUGAGACAAAUUAGAAGAUUUGUUUUAGCAGAUGCAGUCCUGAGUUUUACAACUGACAGACUGAGCUGGAAACGGGUGCAUACGCUCAUUUUUUCACAUAAAAGCGAUCUCCAUAAAGCAGCUCCCCAACUGACCGUGCUGCAGCGACGAAAAGAUCCGAGAAAAGGGGGAUGGGUUCUGGAACGAUAGCUGAUGUGCACAAAAUGUUUGGCAAGCUCAUUUAUCUUGGAUCCACUUUCAUAGUCGCUCGUCGGCGGCCUUUCACCACUGAGAGUUCAACUUAAAGGUCAACUCGUCUUCAUACAACAAAAAAAACAUUUUUCUCCUUUUAAGGGGUUUAGGAAGCAUCCAGGUGAGAGGUUACAGAUUUACUUACACGAGAUUAAUGUUUUUAAAGAUGAAAACAUACAGAUGAGAAGUAAAAAUAAUCAAUUUAUAGGAUUGAACAAUCUCAAAUUUAUCUUUAAACAUUUGAUUUUUAAAAAUCACUUUAAAGCAUUGAUAGAAAAUGUGAGGCGUAGAUAAAACGUUAAUUUUUAUGCACAACCAUGGCAGCUGAUAGAUAUACGUGCAUCAGAACUCCAUCUAACUCACCUUAUUUCCUUCCCUCCGUCUUUUAUUCCUCACCACUCACUCGUUCAUCAAUUUUUCUGCCGAUACUCUCCAUUACAUCCCUCUCAAUCUUCUCCGAGCUCUUCCCUCAUGAUCCGGCGCUCCCCCCUUCCAGCCGACCCCGCGUCCUGACCUUCUCAAAGCGGUCAUCUGCAGCUGUGACCGGCGGUCAGGAGGUUAAGGCAAAGGUCUAGUGUCACACCCACAGGGUCACAGCGGUGCUUGGCUGUUGUGUUAGGCGGUGAAUGGAGGGUUCAGAGCGCCAGACGAGGUGGCGAACCCCUGACGCCCUUACUGUUGCCUGAGCUUGCCCUUUCCCGAGCAGAGGUCAACGCAGCGGGUCUGUUCUCCUGAUCUUCCCAUAGCACCACUAUUGUUGUAAUAGCUGCCAUUAGAGCACAUGAUACAAUUAUCAUUGCACUUUAUGUUGCCACUCUUCAAGAUCCAUGUUAAGCUUCUGAGUUCAUCAAAGGCUUGUAGAUGACAUGAGUGUUGUAACCUUUGAGUGACUCUGGAAUCAAAGACGAAACGAUAAUGACAGAAUGUCCGGAGGAAAGAUAAUCGAUGUUCUUUUCUUUGAGAAAAAAUCAAAAGUUGCUAAAGUCUAAUGAAGUAAUGAAGGACGUUUAAAUAUCCAACAUCUUUAAUCCUAAAACACUUUAUGUCUUCAGUCUGACAAAUAUAAUUCCUAUAGUUAUGGCUUUUAUGUCAGAUUAUAGCUAUCGGUAAAUUAUGGAUUUUUUACUGUUUUAUUUAAGCUGUGUAUUUUUUCAUAAAACGGUCAGUUUUGCCAAAAAAGCAUGGUUUUAUGGAAUUCUACAAUUGUAUUACCACAUUAAUGAAAUACUGCAUUAUUGUUACAUUUAAGCAUACAUUUAUGUGUAAUAAAUGUGUUGUCAUUGUUGAGGAAAACUGAAAUAAACUCUUACCUAAUGUUUAAAAUCA